UGUCGAGGGGGCGGGGCCGCGGGAACAAUAAAGUUUUGUUGUGGUUGUCAGGCGCAAGAUGGCGGCGGAGCGGCGGCAGCCAGCGAUCCUGGAGCCCGAGGGAGAGGGAGAGGACAUCUUUACCGGCAGCACCUGCCCUUCGGAGAUGGAUUCCAGAAAGACUCCGUGCAGCAACUCCAAGACGAAUGGUAUCCACUCUGAUGAUGACGAGCAAGAUAUUUUUGCAGAAGCCACUGUGGAGUUAUCUCUGGACAGCCCUCAAAAUGACAAUCAAAGUAAACCAUCCGCUGCUGGUCUGACAGUAACAGUUCCACCCAGUUCUGCUAUACAAUCCCAGACUAAAAUAUACCAAGAGCUGGAGGAGGAAGAAGUAGAAGAGGAUGAGGAUCAAUUUGACAUGAAAGUUACAGUUACUGAGCCAGAGAAAGUGGGUGAUGGGAUGGCUGCAUACAUGGCCUACAAAGUCUCCACUUUGACCAGCUUAACGAUGUUCAAGAGGAAGGACUUUAGUGUAAAGCGAAGAUUUAGUGAUUUUCUUGGAUUGUAUGACAGACUCUCAGAAAAGCAUUCACAGAAUGGCUUCAUAGUCCCUCCACCUCCUGAGAAGAGCUUAAUAGGUAUGACCAAAGUGAAAGUUGGGAAGGAAGAUUCCUCCUCUGCAGAGUUCCUCGAACGGAGGCGAGCUGCAUUAGAAAGAUAUCUACAGAGAAUCAUCAAGCACCCCACACUCUUACAGGAUCCUGAUGUGAGAGAAUUCUUGGAAAAAGAUGAGUUGCCACGAGCAGUAAACACUCAGGCUCUGAGUGGUGCUGGUCUCCUUCGGAUGGUGAACAAGGCUGCUGAUGCAGUCAGCAAGAUGACCAUUAAGAUGAAUGAGUCAGAUAUAUGGUUUGAAGAGAAGUUUCAGGAGAUUGAGAAUGAAGACCAGCAGUUACGCAAACUCCACGCUGUUGUUGAAACACUAGUCAAUCAUAGAAAAGAGCUAGCGAUGAACACGGCCAUUUUUGCGAAGAGUGCUGCCAUGCUGGGGAGCUCGGAGGACCAUACAGCUUUAUCCCGUGCACUGUCGCAGCUUGCAGAGGUCGAGGAAAAGAUUGAGCAACUUUACCAGGAUCAAGCCAACAGUGACUUCUUUCUGUUUGCUGAGUUGCUGAGUGACUAUAUCCGCCUGAUUUCUGCAGUGAGGGGAGUAUUUGACCAGAGGAUGAAAGCGUGGCAACGUUGGCAGGAUGCUCAGACUACAUUACAGAAGAGACGAGAGAACGAAGCUCGACUCAUAUGGGCCAACAAACCCGACAAGCUGCAACAAGCCAAAGAUGAGAUAACGGAGUGGGAGCCCAAAGUUCUACAAUAUGAGAGAGAGUUUGAGCGGAUCUCGAUCACCAUUCGGAAGGAGGUUGCUCGGUUUGAGAAAGAGCAAAUCAAAGACUUCAAAAGUCGGAUAAUUGUGUAUUUGGAAACUCUUCUAAACUCUCAGCAACAGCUCAUCAAAUACUGGGAAGCUUUCCUACCAGAAGCAAAAGCCAUUGCAUAGUGGAAUAGAGAGUUGAGUGGACACUUGCUGCCUUUUAUAUCGUACCUCCAGCCUAUAAGUGAAUCUGCAGUAUCAUCUAUGAAAGGGGACACUCUUCAAUGGCUGCAGUUCUUUCUUGCUCUUCCUAUGAUAAAUCUUGAAGUAUAAUCUUUAGUUUCCAUAUAUUUUCUUAUGAAUUGAUUGGUGGGUAAACCACAUUUAGUUGAUGGAUUUGAGAUUUUUUUUGCCCGUUGUAUAUGUGGGUUUGGGAGGGGGAGAGGAGGAAGGUGAGUGGGAGGAUUAUCUGAACUUGUUACCACAGCAUCCACCCCUCUCUCCUGAUGACAAACUCCUGCUCUCCUCGGUGACAGAACUGCUAUUUUGACAUGUUACUCUUUUUAAAAAAACAAACACAAACAAAAAAACUGUAUUUCCUUCGACUACCUGAUUUCUACAGGUCUAUGCAAGGACCAAAGGAAGAUUUGUUGGGGAUCCAAGUGAUGGAAGCACCACAGUCAGGACCAGGUGCUCCACCCAGCUCUGCAACAUCACACCGGAAAUUGAGCUUUUAAAGGAAAACUAAUGGUUGGCCUGGGGAUUCCAAGCUGCUGGUACCAGUGGCCAAACCAUGAUAAAUUGCCAAUUCACGAAUAGGGAUUAAUGUUGAACGCACGCCCUCUUUGCUGAAACUACAUUGCACUGUGUGCGUUUCUAUUUUUAACGUGAUUAUCAUUGCAGGUACAGGGCUGGUACAUUGGGAAGGAGGCAAAGUUCUCCAGCAAAAUAGGUUUGUAGGAUGUUCUCAUCAAAUACAGGUGAUUAUAGGAGUAUUGUGAAUAUGGACUGUGAUGUGGUUGGAUAAAGAAUCCCACCCAUUUCACGAGAACUCUGCAUGACAAUGAGCUGCUCUGUUUGCUUAAGAGAACUCCAUGAUGUGGUUUUCUCUCUCUGUCUCUCUGGCUGAGAUGACUACCCAGGUAUUGUUUAUCCGGGUUGACUUUCCAGUCCUAUGCUCCAUUUUUAAUUUUUCCUCUUGCAGUGGCUUUGGAGAUCAGACUUUAUAAAUGCCAAAAUAAAUGCCAUAACUGGAACGGGUAGCUUAAUCCAAGCAUAACCUUGCAUCUAUUGUGACCUAACUUAGCCUACUAACACUAACUCUGUGUCCAAGUACAAAAGAGCGGCGGUGGCUUCACUUUACCUCGAUCAGUACUAUUUGUUUUAUGGACUAAUUGUGGGGUCUAAAUAUAAAGCCAUUUAGAAUUUUGGGGGGUGGAAAAUAAGAUGGUUGAGAUUGGGCUUCCAUUUUGCUUGCCUUUUGUUACCAAUGAGAUUGGUUUUAUUACAGUGGCAGGGAACAAUAUUAUAAUAAACACUAGUGUAUUUGACUCCAGUCCUACCAUGAUGCCAGAACAAAACUCCUCCCCCCACCUUCCCCCUCCAUUGUUAUUGAGCUCCCAUAAUAACCACCUGGUAGUGUGUCUGAGAGAAAGAGACUGCUGGCAGAGAACCUUGCCCUGAAACUGACCUAAUGGUGCCAAGUAACCUUGUCUGCUUUCCUGAUUGACAGUCAAAGCUGAUUGGAAGGCCACAAGAAUCUUCUGUUCUGUUUACAUUCCUGUUACCAUGCUCGUGACCUGCCCUCAGGCUUAAGCUCAUUUCGUAUCCUGGAUAAAGAUACUCGCGUCCUUGUGCACGCAGUCAGUAAUCUUUACUCAUUAUGCACUAAAUUCUUUUGACUUUUUGUUUAAUGUACUUUCAGAGGAACUGAGAUUGUCUCUUUUCACUGCGUUCAAGAACCAGUAGAAAGAAACAGUUCAGUUCCUGUGUCUGCUUUUGUGAUCUCCACUUUCAAAAUAAAGUUCAUAAAUGAUU
This is a messenger RNA of Carcharodon carcharias (great white shark), 3385 nucleotides long. Its product is annotated as sorting nexin-1-like. Gene Ontology annotation, molecular function: phosphatidylinositol binding. The record is from RefSeq and is a predicted model, not a curated record. NCBI's taxonomy places the organism in Eukaryota, Metazoa, Chordata, Chondrichthyes, Lamniformes, Lamnidae. Bases 59 to 1534 code for a protein of 491 amino acids. Gene Ontology annotation, biological process: intracellular protein transport; early endosome to Golgi transport. The transcript has 15 exons. Gene Ontology annotation, cellular component: endosome membrane; endosome.